AACAACAACGAUAAAAACAUUCAUUCACCCACCAUUCACCUCACAUUACAUUUCACGUUGAAUAUUGAACAGUAAGUUUUAGUAACUACCUACCUAAUUUAAUUUAAUUUAAUACAUUUUUGCAUAUUGGACACAGCAAUAAUUGAGUUUAAAUUCGAAAUGGAGUUAAGUGAAGAUUCUACAGAAAGAAAACAAAAUGUUUUAAUAAGUGACAAAUAUGAAGCUUCUCCCGAGCAUGUUUAUAUACAAAUUAAAUCUGAACUGGAAGAAUGUGUGCUUGAAGUUGAAAGUACAAAAGAUUCUUUAUCAGACUCAUGCUUAGACGAUAUUAAAGUAGAAGAACAUAUGUUACAAUAUAAUAUAAAUAACUCAUUCCCUGUUAUUAUUAAACAAGAAGUUAAGACAGAAAUUAAAGAAGAACUGGAUGAACAUAAUUUACAAGUCAACCAUGGGUGUGACAGUCUAUUUCAAAGUACAAGAACAGAUACUCAAAAAUUAGACUCAGAGAAAGAUGUAAAAUUGCAGAUAGGAGCUUCAACUGAGAUAGAUGAUGAAAAACAUUGUAGAAGUAUGAAAACAGAAAAAUUAUUGCCCAACAUUGACAACAAAAGUUUAAAUCAGAACGAGAUUGAAACGGAAUCCGAAGGAUCUUUGAUACCAAUCUCACGAGCAAGUUUGUACAAGUGUGAAACAUGUUUGAAGAAAUUUACGGUGUUAAGAUAUUUAAAAAAGCAUUUGCGAAUACACACUGGGGACAAACCUCACAAGUGCAAAAUUUGUUCUAAGCAAUUUAGUGGAGCAGGAACUUUGAAAAAGCAUUUAAGAAUUCACUCUGGCGAAAAGCCUUACAAGUGUGAAAUUUGUUUGAAGGAAUUUAGUCGAAAUGACAGUUUGAAAAAGCACUUAGGGAUACACACUGGAGAAAAGCCUUAUAAGUGCGACAUUUGUUUGAAGGAAUUUAGUCAAGAUGGACAUUUGAAAGAUCAUUUAAGGAUACACACUGGAGACAAACCUUACAAGUGUGAAAUUUGUUUUAAACAGUUUAGUCGAGCAGGUUCUUUGAAGACACAUUUAAGAGUGCACACUGGCGAAAAGCCUUACAAGUGUGAAAUUUGUUUUAAACAAUUUAGUGACUCAAAAACUUUGAAAAUUCAUUUAAGAAUACACACUGGGGAAAAGCCUUACAACUGCGAAAUUUGUUUGAAGCAAUUUAGUCAUGAUGGACAUUUGAAAAGUCAUUUGAGAGUGCACACUGGAGAAAAGCCUCACGAGUGCGAAAUAUGUUUUAAACAAUUUAGUGAAGCAGGAACUUUGAAAAAGCACUUAAGAAUACACACUGGAGAAAAACCUUACAAGUGUGAAAUCUGUUUUAAGCAAUUUACUGAGUUAGGAAAUUUGAAAAAGCAUUUAAGGAUACACGCUAGAGAAAAGCCAUCUUCUUCUUCGACUUUAAGUACCGUGCCCAAAUUUUAGGCGUGGAUAGCAUCGAUGACAAUUUGCCGAUAUCGUUCUCGAUCUUGUACGGCAUGUGAUAGUUGAUCUGCUGAUAAGCCAGUCCAUUGACGAAGGUUUCGGUGCCACGAAUAUUUCUUCGUACCAUACACCUUCAAUUACAGUCGGUAUGAAAUAUAUGUCAAUUUGACAAUUUCAAUCGACAAUAUGAAUUAUUUAAGAAAGUUGCAAGAUUUCUCCGCUAUAGGGCUUUUCAUUCACAGUUAUUUGUUUCGAGCUUCUGUCAUGUGUCACAUAAUAUUAAUAUAUCUACGUCGUACGUUAUUAGUAUAUACCAAUGAUACAAACCAAAGAGGUAUGACGGAGAUAUAUUAAUAUUAUCAUGUGACACAUGAUGACAGAAGCUCGAAACAAAUGACAAUCGAUGAAAAGCCCUAUUCGCGCACGAUCGUUUCUCGUAUCACCUCCAAGUACUUGCACGACCUAAUGUUCAAACACGUGUAUAUAUUCAACCAAAAGCUGACGUUUCCUCGACGUUAUUGACGUCACUUGGUUGCCUGGGAUACCUAUCUAAUGCACUUUACAGAAUUGAAAUUAGACUAUUUAAGCGGCCUCAGGAGUAUUUUAAAAUUAUAAACAAUUUUUUGGCUUAUAAAUAAAUAGAAUAUCUCGGGAAAUAUUAAAUUAAAUUAAACCAUGAAAACGGUAUUGGAAAGAAUGCGGUAGGACGCUACUUAUAAAAGAAAAAAAAUCUUUAAUUGUGAUAAGUGGUUCCUGAGAUACAACUGGUCAAAGUUGACCGGCAUGUACGGCAAAGAUAUAAACAAUAGGAUCAUAAUUUUCGAACCAUCACCUUUUUAUUUCGGUCCUCUUUCGCCAAACCAAUUUUCAUAUCUUUAAAAUACUCAAGAUAUAUUAUAAUAAUAAAAACUAUCGAUAUGUAUUACGAGUGAAAAAUGCCAAAAAUAGCAAAAUUCCAAUCAAAAGUUAUGUUGGAGAAAAUGGAAUUUCAAAGUUCAAAAUCGGCAGUGGCGGCUCGUCAGAGGAGGCUUAGCCUCCCCAUAAAUUUUUUACACACGCUACACUAUUUUGUUUAUCUUGAAUCGCGAAAAACAACAAGCACUCUCACUAUUAUACAACGUGUAAAUUUCAUAUUAUCACUAAAUAUCCAUACGCACGGAGCAUUAGCAUUAGAGCGCAUGAUUGCGUCUCAGUUUUUUUAUUAUUAUUGUAGGCAGGACCCUGGGUUAUCCCGAGAUGCAUGAACGGAUCCGAGAAGCCGGCCAGCCUUCGUUGCUACUGCGCAGCAGCGCAGCAGGCGUUUAAGGAGACCCGGCAUCUACGGUGCCAUCACACGCUGCCCGGAGAUUUACCAACGGAGGCUAACUAGCUUCUCGGCUCCGUUGCCGUUGCGUGCAUCUCGGGACAACGAAUUUUAGGGUCCUGACUAAAAAUAAUGAAAGAACUAAAAGUGCGAAUUUUGUUAUGAAAUCUGGUAUUUGGGGUUAGAAUAAUAUUUGGAACAACUUGUUCAAAUAACUUUUUCCGAUAUUUGUAACGCAAAGCAAAAUAUCGGUAAUUUAUCAUGUUUUUGGAUCCGCAGUAGGCCACGUUUAGAAUUAAAAAAAUUCAGUUGAGUAUCUUAAAAAAUGUGAACCUUCAACCUGUAUGGACUGCAAAACUUCAAAUCUGUAUUUAUUUUUUACAAAGAUGGAAUUGUUAACAAAUAAACGACACAAACUUUGGUAUUAAACUUUUACAAUUAGACUAAUUAUUUUUAAAAUGAUAUGAUAUUAUGAAAUGUAAAUAAAAAAUGGGCCCUUACAUUACAUUUUUUGGCUAGUGCAAAUUUGUCUAGAUAUUUUAGAGUUAGGUAUAGCCUCACCUAUUGUAAAAAUCACGAGCCGCCACUGAAAAUCGACAUACGUUAAAAAAUGCAUUUGCUCGGCUUCCCAUGGAACAAUUUUCUUCAUUUUUUUUUGUUCUUAAGUAACUCGAGCAGAGCCAUCUAACUAAUUCAUUAUUAAAUGUCAACGUUGCUUUUGUUUUGUUCUAAUAAAUUAAUUUAUAAGAAAAAAAGCUACAUAUUUUUUCCAGUUGUAGACUUUUUUUAGAUAAACUUAAAACAAAUGUACCCUUUAACGUUAAAAAUACAAAUAUUCUCAUUUGAAAGCUAUAUAAUUAUUUAAACAAUAUUUGUUUAAACACAUUAAAAAAUUUUGUUAUAAUAAAUAAAUUAAUUUAUUAUGACAAAACAAAAGCAACUUUGACAUUUAAUAAUUCGUUAGUUAGAUGGCUCUACUCGAGUUACUUGGUAACAAAAAUAAAAUGAAGAAAAUUGCUCCAUGGGAAGCCAAGAGAAUGCAUUUUUUAACGUAUACCGAUUUUGAACUUUGAGAUUCCAUUUUCUCCAACCUAAUUUUUGAUUGAAAUUUUGCUAUUCUCGGCAUUUUUCACUCGAAAUAUCGAUAGUUUUUAUUAUUAUAAUAUAUGCUAUGAGUAUUUUAAAGAUAUGAAAACCGGUUGUGUCUCAGGAACCACUUAUCACAAUUAAACGUUUGUUCCUUAUAAGGAGCGUCCUGCCGCAUUCUUUCCAAUACCAUUUUCAUGGUUUAAUUUAAUUUAAUAUUUCCCGAGAUAUUCUAUUUGUUUAUAAGCCAAAAAAUUGUUUAUAAUUUUAAAAUAUUCCUGAGGCCGCAUAAAUAGUCCAAUUUCAAUUUUGUAAAGUACAUUAAAUAGGUAUAGUGCCUUUCUAUACCAUCAUAGUUACUCUUAUGCAUCGUAAUUGUGGUUAUUAUAGUGACCGUAAAUUUUUAAUUAACAAUUUAAUUGUUGCUAAACUGUUCAUUCAAUUUCCAUCGGCUUCUGGAAUUAUAGUCUAUACCAAAAAAGAGCUUUUAUAUUACCAAGCUAUUUAAUUAUUGAUAAACAAUUACUUACCUAAAAUUUUAGUUGAAAAUUAAAGAUUUUGUUGGAAAAACCCGCAUUUUCCGAGGAAAAUUUUCGUCGAAGGAAAUCGGAAAAACAUGUCUCUAUGCAGAAUUUAAUAACGGUGAAUUUUUAUUUGUGUGUUUUUGGUGUAAAGUUUAAAUCUUUGGAGUUAUAGAGCAAAAAUAGAAAAAACAUGAUUUUCGGGCGCCAUUUAGUUUAUAAAAAAGUAGCAUACUAUCUGCGGACUUUGCAUACCUAGAUUAUUAAUAUAUAGAAUCAUAAGAUUCGAUUUCAUCAAUAAAAUUGCUGGUAAAUAACAUUUCCUUGUAUUUUGCUAAUUAGCCCAGAGUAUAAGUGUUAAAUUUGUUUUAAACAAUAAUUUAGUAUACUAAGUGUGAAAAUUGUUGUAAGCAAAUUAUUCAAACAAUUUGGAAGCAUAUUUCAGAUGGGAUUGCACACUGAGGAAAAUUAUUACAAGUCUGAAAUUUGUUUUAAGCCAUUUUGUUAAGUAAGAAGUUCGUAAAAGCAUUUGAAAUUUAUUUCACACAGUUUACUGAAAAAAUAAAUUAUAUCGAUGCAUUAGACAACCUACACUAGAUACCUACAAUGUUUAUUUAUCAAUAAACAAUUAUUUAGUUAUUAAUUUAUUAUGUUACUAAUGUUAUGUUGUAUAAAUAUAUUUGUGAUUUUAUUUAGUUGAUUCACUUUGUAUAAUAAAUAGUAAGUUAUACUUAUAUUGUCUAUAUGUUAAGAUUUGUCUUUUUUAAUAAAAAGUAUCUAUAUAGGCGCCUUUUCUUCAAUUUCUGUUG
Messenger RNA from Diabrotica virgifera virgifera (western corn rootworm), 5192 nucleotides. Its product is annotated as zinc finger protein 664-like. Gene Ontology annotation, cellular component: nucleus. Gene Ontology annotation, biological process: regulation of transcription by RNA polymerase II. Bases 160 to 1473 code for a protein of 437 amino acids. Gene Ontology annotation, molecular function: DNA-binding transcription factor activity, RNA polymerase II-specific; RNA polymerase II cis-regulatory region sequence-specific DNA binding. The record is from RefSeq and is a predicted model, not a curated record. Lineage: Eukaryota; Metazoa; Arthropoda; Insecta; Coleoptera; Chrysomelidae. The transcript has 2 exons.